This is a messenger RNA of Rhipicephalus sanguineus (brown dog tick), 738 nucleotides long. RefSeq lists its product as uncharacterized. Bases 1 to 738 code for a protein of 245 amino acids. The record is from RefSeq and is a predicted model, not a curated record. The transcript has a single exon. NCBI's taxonomy places the organism in Eukaryota, Metazoa, Arthropoda, Arachnida, Ixodida, Ixodidae.
AUGGCCACACCACCAAGGAGCCUCGGCAAGAAAAAGAGCGGCCACAUCCUGAACAGCGAUUCACGCAACAUGAUCUUCCACUGCUACACGUACUGGCGCGCCAGGGAGCCUGAACACAGUGUGGAGGACACGAGCAAGUUUGUCACCGACAUGAUCGGUGUCGGCGAAAGGACUUUGUUCAGGGUGAGGGAGGAAGCUAAAGCUUCGCAUUUUUCGGGUGGCAAACUGACGACGCCCUCGCGAAAGCGCCCACGCAAUGCGGAGAAGAGAAGACGCAGCGCAAAGUUUGACAGCUGCACGUUGUGCGCGCUGAGGUCAUGUGUGCACGAUUUCUUUCGCUGCAACGAGAUACCGACGGUCGAGAAGAUAACUGCCGAGUUCUCGGAGCGUAUGGAACUCCCAUCACUAAGGCGGUGUACUGUGCGUCGCCUGCUUGCCGAGAUCGGCUUCAAGCACGAAAAGAGAAGCCGCAACUCGCUGGUUAUCGACCGGGAUGACAUCACCAAUUGGCGGAAUCGCUACCUCCGUGACGUGGAACACUACCGGGCGGAAGGCCGAAAGAUCUUCUACCUGGACGAGACAUGGGUGAUAGCGGAACGCACUCGGUCCAUCGUGUGGACAGACACCGUGGUGCAGGAGCGCGGACGCCUGUUCGCUCGAGCAAAUAGCCUGACGAUGGGUCUAAAACAACCUUGUGGGAAAGGUCAGCGCCUGAUCGCGACGCACAUCGGCAGCUAG